ACACCACCAGCACGCAGCACACAAACUGGCAGCCACCGAUUUUUUUUUAAGUUUUCUCUAGGACUAGCCAGCAGCAGUGACUGCAAUUUACUACUUCUUCCAUCCCAAAAUAAAUGCAGCCAUAAAUUUUCCGUGCCAACUUUGAUCAUCCGUUUUAUUUAAAAUUUUUUUACUACUAGUGUUUUUAUUGUUAUUAGAUUAUAAAACAUGAAUAUAGUUUAUACAUGACUUAUGUUUUUUAUUUUUUUUAAAACAAUUAAAUAAAACAGACGAUCAAAAUUGAAGAAAGAAACUCAUGGCACCCGAGACAUUGAUUGAAUUUUAAUUAAUCUUUUCUCUGCAAACCAAAUAAUUUAUGGAAUACUGAAAACGUGCUGUAAAUUUUUAAUUGAAAAGCAUAUACUUUUCUUUGCAAACAAAAAGUAUAAAAAAAAGAGAGAAAGAAAUUAGCCAUUUUCUUGCUCCUCUCCUCUGGGGGUUGGUUGCAACUUGCAGAGCCCCUGAGAUUGUGCGGUUGGGUUUAUAUAAGCACGCUGCCUUCGCCAUCUCCAUUUCCACAAACACCUUGCAGUUGCAGAGGAGGAGUUCACUUCCACAAUGCGGCGCCUCCUGCUCCUCCCGCUCCUGGUGCUCGCCGGGGCGGCGGUCGGCGGGGGCGUCGUCCCCGUCGCGGCGCGGUCGGCGUUCGCGUGCGCGGCGGGCGGGCCGGCGGCGACGCUGCCGUUCUGCAGGCGGUCGCUGCCGGCGCGGGCGCGGGCGCGCGACCUGGUGGCGCGGCUGACGCGCGCCGAGAAGGUGCGGCUGCUGGUGAACAACGCCGCCGGCGUGCCGCGGCUGGGCGUCGCCGGGUACGAGUGGUGGUCGGAGGCGCUCCACGGCGUGUCCGACACGGGGCCCGGGGUGAGGUUCGGCGGCGCGUUCCCCGGCGCCACCGCGUUCCCGCAGGUCAUCGGCACCGCCGCGUCGUUCAACGCCACCCUCUGGGAGCUCAUCGGGCAGGCGGUGUCCGACGAGGGUCGCGCGAUGUACAACGGCGGUCAGGCGGGGCUGACGUUCUGGAGCCCCAACGUGAACAUCUUCCGCGACCCGCGGUGGGGCCGCGGCCAGGAGACCCCCGGCGAGGACCCCGCCGUCGCCGCCCGCUACGCCGCCGCCUACGUCCGCGGCCUCCAGCAGCAGCAACCCUCCUCCGGCCGCCUCAAGCUCGCCGCCUGCUGCAAGCACUUCACCGCCUACGACCUCGACAACUGGUCCGGCACCGACCGCUUCCACUUCAACGCCGUCGUGACGCGCCAGGACCUCGAGGACACCUUCAAUGUCCCCUUCCGCUCCUGCGUCGUCGACGGCCGCGCCGCCAGCGUCAUGUGCUCCUACAACCAGGUCAACGGCGUGCCCACCUGCGCCGACGCGGCGUUCCUCCGGGGAACCAUCCGCCGCCGGUGGGGGCUCGCAGGCUACAUCGUCUCCGACUGCGAUUCGGUUGAUGUGUUCUACAGCGACCAGCACUACACGCGGACCAGGGAGGACGCCGUCGCGGCGACGCUCCGGGCGGGGCUCGACCUCGACUGCGGCCCGUUCUUGGCGCAGUACACCGAGGGCGCCGUCGCGCAGGGGAAGGUCGGCGAUGGCGACAUUGAUGCCGCGGUGACGAACACCGUCACGGUGCAGAUGCGGCUCGGGAUGUUCGACGGCGACCCGGCGGCGCAGCCGUUCGGGCACCUGGGCCCGCAGCACGUGUGCACGGCGGCGCACCAGGAGCUCGCGGUGGAGGCGGCGCGGCAGGGGAUCGUCCUCCUCAAGAACGACGGGCGGGCGCUGCCGCUGUCGCCGGCGACGGCGCGCCGCGCCGUCGCCGUCGUGGGCCCGCACGCCGAGGCAACGGUGGCGAUGAUCGGGAACUACGCCGGGAAGCCGUGCAGGUACACAACGCCGCUGCAGGGCGUCGCCCGGUACGCCGCGCGGGCCGCGCACCAGCCGGGAUGCACCGACGUGGCGUGCGCGGGAAGCGGCCAGCCGAUCGCGGCGGCCGUCGACGCCGCUCGCCGCGCCGACGCGACCAUCGUCGUCGCCGGCCUCGACCAGAAGAUCGAGGCCGAGGGGCUGGACCGCGCGAGCCUCCUCCUCCCUGGCCGGCAAGCGGAGCUCAUCUCGUCGGUGGCGAAGGCGUCGAAAGGGCCGGUGAUCCUGGUGCUCAUGUCCGGUGGCCCCAUCGACAUUGGGUUCGCGCAGAACGACCCGAAGAUCGCCGGAAUCCUGUGGGCUGGGUACCCCGGCCAGGCCGGCGGGCAGGCCAUUGCUGACGUCAUCUUCGGCCACCACAACCCAGGAGGGAAGCUGCCGGUGACAUGGUACCCGCAAGAUUACCUGCAGAAGGUGCCGAUGACGAACAUGGCGAUGCGCGCCAAUCCGGCCAAGGGCUACCCCGGCCGGACCUACCGCUUCUACACCGGCCCGACCAUCCACCCCUUCGGCCAUGGCCUCAGCUACACCUCCUUCACCCACUCCAUCGCCCACGCGCCGUCGCAGCUCACCGUCCGCCUCUCCGCCCACCACGCCGCCGCCUCCGCCUCCGCCUCGCUCAACGCCACGGCUCGCCUCAGCCGCGCCGCCGCCGUGCGCGUCGCGCACGCGCGGUGCGAGGAGCUGAGGAUGCCGGUGCACGUCGACGUCAGGAACGUGGGAGAACGCGACGGCGCGCACACGGUGCUCGUGUACGCCGCGGCGCCGGCGUCGUCCGCGGCGGAGGCGGCGGCGGGCCACGGCGCGCCGGUGCGGCAGCUGGUGGCGUUCGAGAAGGUGCACGUGGGCGCCGGCGGGACGGCGAGGGUGGAGAUGGGCAUCGACGUGUGCGACGGGCUCAGCGUCGCCGACCGGAACGGGGUCCGAAGGAUCCCCGUCGGCGAGCACCGCCUCAUCAUCGGCGAGCUCACGCACACCGUCACCAUCGCCCUCGAGCAGCUAGGGGUAUAGAAAGAAAGCCACUCUCAUCAAUUAAAAGCAUAGGAUUAUUCAACAAGAUUUGGAAUUGUAUCUUUUGGGUGUUGAUGAUGAUUUGUGGAUUGUUAUUGUUGGUGCCACUGCCACUGUCUCUACAAAGGUAGAGAGAGCAAUUGGAAAGGCAUCACAUUGCUAUUGGAAAUUUGGAAUUGAUCAAGUAUUCAGGUUCAAACAAUUGAACUGAAGAAAUACAUAAGAUCAUUCAUUACUUGUUCUUCUUCUGUUGUCCAAAAUACACUCCAUUUUUACAGUUGAUUUUGGCAGAUGGACUACCUGCAUUGUAAGUACUGUGAUCUGUAAUGUUAUCCAAAGUACUGCAGGUCUGACCUCAUGUUCUACUGCGAACAGGGUCAGUUCUUUUGCUAGUGCUGUUCACUGUUUA
Oryza sativa Japonica Group (Japanese rice) is the source of this 3379-nucleotide messenger RNA. RefSeq names its product probable beta-D-xylosidase 2. The record is from RefSeq and is a predicted model, not a curated record. Gene Ontology annotation, cellular component: plant-type cell wall. Gene Ontology annotation, biological process: xylan catabolic process; arabinan catabolic process. Gene Ontology annotation, molecular function: alpha-L-arabinofuranosidase activity; xylan 1,4-beta-xylosidase activity. Lineage: Eukaryota; Viridiplantae; Streptophyta; Magnoliopsida; Poales; Poaceae.